AAAGUUGUACAGCUGAUUACAUUUGAAGCACAGCAGAAAACACAAAGGUAUUGUUAAUGUGUUUUUCGUGGUAGAAAAAUUUGCUUCCCAAAUUUGCAUUGACACGAAAUAGAUUAUAGGACGAGGAUCGGUUUUACGCAAUAUCGUGCAAACAGUGUUCGUAAGUGUACGCGCGUCGACCGUACGUAGUAAUGUUCAAUUUCGACGGAGACUUCCGUCGAAGGCCGCAGCAAAAUCUCGGUGGUGCAUCGCAGAAGUCGGACCGCAUCACGAUCAUCCGGAAGGCGCAGCAGGAGCGCCAGAAGCGGGAGGAUGUUCGCCGGCAGCAGAACGGUGCCGUGGUAAUUCAGAGCUCGGUACGCAGUUUCAUCCAGCGGCAGAUUGUAAAGCGACGGGAACGGGAUCGCUUCGACCAGUAUCGGAGGACGUGCGGGGUGCGCAAUUUGCAGGAUCUGGAGUACCUGGUCAGGCGGAUCGAGUUCUUCUACCACAUCAAGCAGGACGGCGAACGCUUGAUUUUCCUCUGCCAGUAUGCGAUUAAGAAUCCUGGCGAGGUUUUUGGAGUGGCCGCGUCGCAGUCGAUGUGGACACAUCGAAUCAAGAAACUGUUGGGACUAUGCCUGCAGCAAAUAUUUCUUCCGGAACAUUCACCGACCAUUCCAAUGCGGAUGCUGGAAAUCUACUCGUCCCACACCUCCAUCGACAAGUACAUCCCCAAGGACAAUCCACAAGUGAGCCGCAACUACCUGGAGAAUAUCUUCUGCUACCUUAUAAGACAGAAGUAUUUCAAAAUUGUGCGUCAGUUGAUAGAGGAGAAGAUUCCCCCGGUGGAUGAGGACACAACAGCGAUUCCAAACCCGAUUGCCGAUGCGUUGCUUAAGAUGUUACUCCGCCCGUUGAAGCUGCUGCCCACGUCAAACGAAGCGUUCAACAAGAACAUCCUGCAAUCGUUCACGUUCCACAUCCUGUCGCCAGGAUUUUCCGAUCAGAUCAAAUACUACAUCGUACCAUCGCUGGCCAAGAGUGGUGACUUUCCGUACAUCUGCCUGAUGCGGUUCAUUGCCGAAGAGUACCAAGUUCGGUUGGACUAUCAGAACACUAUUCUGAUCGAUAUCGAUGACGAAAUGGACGACGGCGCGGCGACGACCACGAUGACAACGACAGCCGGCGAGAGCUCUGCCGGUGCUUCGAAAAAGGCCCGGAAGACUCGGGAAAAGGAAACGCUGGUGCUGUCCAGUUCGCUGCUGUACUGUGUGAUGAAGCUGGGCGAUGCAGCAUUUGAUAAACUAAACACGGAAGAACUUUACGGAGCCUAUGUAAAGGUUGUCUCGUCGAUGGUAAGCAAUAUCACCAAGCUCCCGCGGCUAGCGAGUGAAAGCUACCACAACCGGCACGAUGAUUCCAGUGAUUCCGAAUCGGAGCCGGAAGACGUUCCCAUGUUGACAAGCAUAGAGAACCAAACCCUAACGGACAUCAUCGGCAUGCUGAACGAUAACAAGAGAGUGUCGUUUGUGGUUCGGUACAUAGACGAAGUGCUGGAAAAGCCGGAUAUUGUGCAGUACCUGUGCUUGAUCUGUCACAAUCUGAUGACGUACAAUCGGCUGGCAGUGUACGAGUACAAGCUGCUGUACAUGUUGGCAUCGAAGCCGCAGUUCAUCCGUUCGCUAUGGUACACCUUGACGGCGCAGACGGCCAGCCAAGGAUUCUCGUCACCAAUAUCGUUGCUGUCCAAGGGAUUGACCAUCUCCAAAUACGACUCGGACAGAAUCGUCCCGAUUCUGGCAUCGUUUUGCGCCUUGUUCGGGCGUCUCAUUGCAACCCUCAGCGACACAGAAUUCUGCCAGGAGAAUGUCCUUCCCGGCACGGUUAGUAAAAUCAUGCCGUUCACCCUCGCCGAAAUCAUCCCACUCAGUACGACGUUGAAGGAGAUUUCCCUCGGGCUGGUCGAGCUUGCAUUCCCCGAAACCCGUUCCUCGCUCAAGGACAGCUACCGAACGAUGCUGACGUCGUUGAACAACGAGUCCACCACCCACUAUCGGCUCAAGUGCGACACCAACGACCAAAGCAAAAACGUGUGGCCCCAUCUGCUGAAGGUAUGCGUAUCGUUGCUGCGGCAGAUUCACACCCGCGAUUUGCGGAGAGUUUUCUGCCCGGAAGGCCACUGGACGGCUCAGAACCUCAAUCUCCCACUGGACAAACCCACCGAUUUGCAUCUGUCCCGUGGCAGGCGAGGUCCACGGCCUUUUCAACCGAUUCGGGAUUUCACCCGAGAGGAUGUGGAGGACGGACCGCCGCUGUCGACGAAGCAGAUCCGCUCGAUUACGAUCCUGCGGGAGAUUCCCUUCGUGGUGGCAUUCAACACGCGCGUCGGGGUUUUUCAAGGUCUAGUGUCGGCCGACAAACUCCGGACGCAGGGUGACCUGCAAGGCUUCCUACAGGGACCGUCCAUUCAGCUGACCGUGCGGCGAUCGCAUCUCUACGAGGAUGCGUUCGACAAGCUGAGCCCGAUUAACGAACCCGAUCUCCGACCGAAGUUUCGUAUCGAAAUGGUCAAUUCGGCUGGGAUGCGGGAGGCCGGCAUCGACGGCGGUGGAGUUUUCCGAGAGUUUCUUUCCGAGCUUAUCAAAACUGCAUUCGAUCCACAUCGGGGAUUUUUCAUGAUCAGUAAGGACAACAUGCUGUAUCCGAAUCCGAGCGUCGGCAAGAUUGUGGAAGACUACCAGCGACAUUAUUACUUUAUCGGGCGAAUUUUGGGGAAGGCACUGUACGAAAAUCUCCUCGUAGAACUACCGCUGGCGGAAUUUUUCCUAUCGAAACUAGCCGGAAAGCACUCCGACGUGGACAUUCAUCAGCUUACGUCCCUGGAUCCAGUGUUGCACAGGAACCUGAUGUCGCUGAAGGCCUACGAAGGGGACGUCUCGGAUCUGGGAUUAGAUUUUACGAUAGUCUGUGAUGAACUAGGUGAAACUAGGAUAGAGGAGCUGAAACCGAACGGUGCCAACAUCACGGUCAGCUCGUCCAAUCGGCUCGAGUACAUCCAGCUCAUGGCCGACUUCAAGCUGAACAAACAGAUCCGUUCGCAGUGUCUGGCCUUCCGGCAGGGCCUGGCCAACGUGCUCCCCGUCGAAUGGUUGUACAUGUUUAGCAACAAGGAACUGCAGGUGCUGACCUCCGGAGCGGAAAUCCCGGUCGAUGUGAACGACCUUCGACAGAACACGCGCUACGGAGGGGACUUUACGCUCGAACAUCAAACGAUUCAGCUGUUCUGGAAGGUGGUGGAAGAAUUCGACGACAUCCAGCGGCGACAGUUGCUGAAAUUUGUCACCAGCUGUUCCCGCCCUCCGCUGUUAGGUUUUAAAGAUCUAGAUCCCCCCUUUUGCAUACAGAAUGCCGGCGAUACCGAUCGUCUUCCAUCGGCGAGCACCUGCAUGAAUCUGCUGAAGCUGCCGGCCUUCGAGAAAGAGGAUGUCCUGCGGGAGAAGUUGCUCUACGCCAUCCAGAGUGGCGCCGGGUUCGAACUGAGUUAAGGUAAUCUGUGUGAGUUGAUCGACUGUCCAUGUGUAACAUUUUAUGUCCCUACGGUUUGGGUUCCACUUCCGCUUUUUUUUCCCGGUCUUGGUUGGCAGUACUGUGCGGGGUAGUAAUUGUGUGAAUAAUAGUUUUUCGUGUCACGAUGAAUGCAAUUGAAUCGCUCCAUAUUUCAACCUAUAAGUAUAAUUUAUUUCGCGAGAGAAUAUUUUAGCGCUAGUGUAGAGGCAUCCUUCUCUAUUCAAUGACAAAUUACAUUAUUAUGAAGUUGAAUGCAAAGAAAUAAAAAGGCGUAAUUUAUGAGAA
This is a messenger RNA of Ochlerotatus camptorhynchus, 3834 nucleotides long. RefSeq names its product ubiquitin-protein ligase E3C. The transcript is spliced from 9 exons. Gene Ontology annotation, molecular function: protein binding; ubiquitin protein ligase activity. NCBI's taxonomy places the organism in Eukaryota, Metazoa, Arthropoda, Insecta, Diptera, Culicidae. The record is from RefSeq and is a predicted model, not a curated record. Bases 192 to 3527 code for a protein of 1111 amino acids. Gene Ontology annotation, biological process: protein polyubiquitination; ubiquitin-dependent protein catabolic process.